Molecule: messenger RNA, 1692 nt
Organism: Podarcis raffonei (Aeolian wall lizard)
Lineage: Eukaryota; Metazoa; Chordata; Lepidosauria; Squamata; Lacertidae
Product: urotensin-2 receptor-like
Exons: 2
Coding region: 489-1544 (351 amino acids)
Biological process (GO): regulation of blood pressure; blood vessel diameter maintenance; neuropeptide signaling pathway
Cellular component (GO): membrane
Molecular function (GO): urotensin II receptor activity
Source: RefSeq, a predicted model, not a curated record
UUCAGACAGAAGCCGAGAGCUGUGCUCCCCGUGUGGGGCCGGGUCAAGGUUCGACCCCAACAUACCAACACUAGCAGGGUGCGAGGAAUGCAGGAGAAGAGAAUUCUUCGCAGCCCCAGACAGACACUCAGAGAUACUCCUCGCACACUCUGGAGACCUUGUGCCACCGCUGAGCUUUGGACACACUGAGCGGAGGAACAAGGCGAGGAACAAAAAGCCCUUCAUGUCCGGAUGCGGAGCAGAGACCGUGUGCACCGCACAGAAGAGAGGUCUUUGGGGAGCUGAACCCCCACAGAAAAACUUUUGCACACUCAGAUCAACUCCUCUCUCUUUCUCGGAGGAUCAGAAGUAAGUGGAAGAAAAAUAGGUAGACAAAUUGGACACAGAGACAGCCUGGAAGACAGACAGAUGUGCAGCUAAGACAAUAAGUAGGUAGGUCAGAAAAGAGCAAGGUCCUGCUUUCUCGCUUUCUCUGAAGGCCCAGGGGGAUGUUAAGAAGUUCUCCUGGACACCCUACGCUUGGUCCUCUCCCCAUGGACCCACCAACAACCAAUCUUUCAUUGUGGGUGCCCUUGGGCAACGGGACUGUGUCGGAGGGAGGUGAGUCAGCCGCAGCCCUGGGAGCUGUGCUGAGCCUCAUGUGUGCCACUGGUGUGGCGGGAAACCUCUACGCCUUGGCCGUGGUGCGGGCAUCACCCUCAGCUUCCUCGCUCCGUGUCCACUUGGUCAACCUGGCCUUGGCCGACCUGCUGUACCUGUCGACGGCCCCCUUCAUUGUCCACAACGGGCUGGUGAAGGACUGGCUUUUCGGCGAGGCCGGCUGCCGGGUCCUCCUCAGCCUGGACCUCCUCACCAUGCAUGCCAGCAUCUUCCUGCUCACCCUGAUGAGCUGUGAGCGCUACGCUGCCGUGGCCCACCCCUUCCAGGCCGCAAGGCGUGCGCGACGCUGCCGGCAACCUCUGGCCCUGGCCAUCUGGCUCCUGUCCUUUGCCCUGGCCUUGCCCAUGAUGGUGAUGAUCCACCAGGAGGAGCGGGCGGUGGGGGACGGCGUGCCCGUCCGGCGUCUCUGCUCCCCAACCUGGAGUGAGGAGCAGUACAGGGUCUACCUGAGCGUCCUGUUCAGCACCAGCAUCGUGGCUCCCGGCAUCAUCAUCGGGUCCCUCUACUGGCGCUUGGCCAGGACUUAUUGGGUGUCGCAGACGCGCGGCGGGUUGGGCCGCUCUCCAAAGAACCGGGUCUUCCUCCUCAUCCUCGUCAUUGUCCUGGCCUUUUGGGCUUGCUAUUUGCCCUUCUGGGUCUGGCAGCUCCUGCCUCUUUACUGCCAGCAGGCUGCCCGCCUGCCCGUCCACACAGAGAUCUCCAUCAACCACCUGGUGACUUGCUUGACUUACGGGAACAGCUGCAUCAACCCCUUCCUCUACACCUUGCUGACGCGCAACUACCGUGAGUACCUGCGCGCCCGCCAAAGGGGGUCAUCGCGCACUUCCCUGCGAUGCUUCCAGAACAGAGAGAGGCCGCAAGGAGAAGGCCAGGAGGUCAUCUGAGCCGAGGCAGGUCUCCAGACUGUUAAUCCAUUGCAGAAACAGCGUGGACUUUGGAAGAGAAACUGCACAUAGGAAAACCCUUCACAAUCCCAGGGCUGCAUCUCAAGAGUCACAAGCGAGGGUUGCCGGGUUGUUGCUGUUUAUGCAU